Canis lupus familiaris (dog) is the source of this 3875-nucleotide messenger RNA. It is a transcript of the gene SPDL1, whose product is annotated as spindle apparatus coiled-coil protein 1. NCBI's taxonomy places the organism in Eukaryota, Metazoa, Chordata, Mammalia, Carnivora, Canidae. Bases 156 to 2228 code for a protein of 690 amino acids. The record is from RefSeq and is a predicted model, not a curated record. Gene Ontology annotation, molecular function: kinetochore binding. Gene Ontology annotation, biological process: protein localization to kinetochore; mitotic spindle assembly checkpoint signaling; establishment of mitotic spindle orientation. Gene Ontology annotation, cellular component: spindle pole; outer kinetochore. The transcript is spliced from 12 exons.
GGGGGGCCCGCCUGCGCGGUCCAGGACGGUAGCCGCCGGCCGGACACACGUACCGGGCCGGAGGGAGAAGUGCUGCGGACACCGGCGCGCUGUGCUGCCAGGACUGAGCAGAAGCAGCAACAGCCCGCUGAUGAGCGUGAAGAUUACACCCCGAAAUGAAAAAUUUUAAGAAUCACCUGUCACAGCUCGUGCUCAUUUUCCGUUGGACGGCGCUGCCCCCCAGAGAGCGGCUUGUCAGAUUCCAAUUGCCUCUUCUUGCUUCAUUCAUUAGCUGGGUUAAUCUCAAAAACGCUGCCGGAGAUGUUAUUGCCUUUAUCCUAGGGAUGAGAACACAAGACCUUGAUAGACUAAAAACGGAAAAAAAAAUGGAGGCAGAUGUAAUUGCAGAUCUUCGAUGCAAACUCAAAGAGGUUGAAGAGGAUCGAAUAAAAGCUGCACAGUAUGGUUUACAACUGGUAGAGAGCCAGAAUGAGUUGCAGAUUCAGUUGGAUGAAUGUCGUAAUGAAAUGAUGACCAUGACUGAGAAUUAUGAACAAGAAAAAUAUACUCUUCAGAGAGAAGUUGAACUUAAGAGUCGAAUGUUGGAAAGUUUGAGCUCUGAAUGUGAAGCUAUUAAACAACAGCAAAAAACACACUUGGAGCAAUUAAAAGAGCAGCUCAGCAGAAGCCAUGGACAAGAAGUAAAUGAACUAAAAAAUAAGUUAGAAAAACUGAAAGCAGAAUUAGAUGAAGCUAGGCUCAGUGAAAAGCAGCUGAAGCACAAAGUAGACCAUCAGAAGGAACUCCUUUCAUGUAAAUCAGAGGAAAUGCGAAUAAUGUCUGAGCGUGUACAUGAAAGCAUGUCUUCAGAGAUGCUGGCUCUUCAAAUUGAGCUGACUGAAAUGGAAAGUAUGAAGACUACCCUCAAAGAAGAAGUGAAUGAACUACAGUACAGACAAGAACAACUAGAACUUCUUAGUACUAAUCUAAUGCGCCAGGUAGACCGGCUUAAAGAAGAAAAAGAGGAGCGAGAGAAAGAAGCAGUUUCUUACUAUAAUGCCUUAGAGAAAGCUCGUGUAGCAAAUCAAGAUCUUCAGGUGCAAUUAGACCAGGCACUCCAGCAAGCCUUGGACCCCAGUAGUAAAGGCAACUCUUUGUUUGCAGAGGUGGAAGAUCGAAGGGCAGCAAUGGAACGUCAGUUUAUCAGUAUGAAAGUCAAGUAUCAGUCACUAAAGAAGCAAAAUGCAUUUAACAGAGAACAGAUGCAAAGAAUGAAGUUACAAAUUGCCACAUUGCUACAAAUGAAAGGGUCUCAAACUGAAUUUGAGCAGCAGGAACGGUUGCUUGCCAUGCUGGAGCAGAAGAACGGUGAAAUUAAACACCUUUUAGGUGAAAUUAGAAAUCUGGAGAAAUUUAAGAGUUUAUAUGAAAGUACAGAAUCUAAGCUUUCUGCCAACUCUGGCACUCUGGAAGAUAACACCUAUUACACAGAUUUACUUCAGAUAAAGCUUGACAACUUAAACAAAGAAAAUGAAAACACUAAAGGUGAAUUGUCCAUACAACGAAUGAAAGCAUUAUUUGAGAGCCAGCGGGCUUUGGAUAUUGAGAGAAAACUUUUUGCAAACGAAAGAUGUCUCCAGCUCUCCCAAAGUGAAAAUAUGAAACUGAGAGCUAAACUAGAUGAGCUAAAACUGAAGUAUGAACCUGAAGAGAAAAGUGAAGUGCCUGUACCCAAGAAGAGGCGUGAGGUCCUGCCUAUGGAUGUAACUACCCCUAACAAUGUAUGUGCCAAAAAUGCUGUUGGGGAAGAUUAUAGAUUACCCCCUCAGCAAGUGGAGGCCCAGUGCUAUCCCAGCAGUUCAGAAGAUAACAACUUGCAGUUAGAAAAGACAGUUUCUAUAAAUACACUAGGAAUCAGUCUUUCUCCUCACAAAAGCCUGCCCAUGGACAUUCAGCCAAUGAAGGAAAAGAAAUGUGUGAAAUUUCUAGGAGUUUCAGCUGACUCUGAAGCCUUAAGUGAAAGAAGUGGAAACACCCCAAAUUCUCCCAGGUCAGUGUCCUCUUUUCUUCAGGGCAACCAGCAGACCUCUCCAUCUCUUCUCUAUCGCUGCAUGAACUGUGCUAUCUGUUUCUUUAUCUAUUUUCUUAAUAUUGCAUGUAGUAUAAUUCCCCAGUUUCAUCUACCUUCUUUCAAUUUUUCUAAAACUUUACGAAAAACUAAAACAAUUGCAAAGGGAAAGGACUCCUGAAUAAGGGAAUUAUUUUCAAAAGUUACAUUUUGUUCUCUCAUAAAACAGAAAUAUCACAGCUUAGUACAUCUCUGAAUGUUUUGUUGGUUUGAAUAAAUUGUACAGUUGGUUAUUUUUUCCCUAGUUCAAGAGUGGCCAUGAAAGAAAAAUUAUCUCCUUAAAUGGCUUUCCAAUAGUCUAAGAAAUUUCAGCCUUCUAGAAGAUUGUUAGGUGAAAUUUUUAUGGCUUUUGAAAAUGUCUGUCAUAAGUCUUUAAGAUUGAGCUUUGAUUUUGACAUUUUUAAAUAUCAAAAGUAAUUCAUUUUCAUUUUAUAUCAAAACUUCAGAACCUCCAGUUUCUACAUAUUUGAGUUUGUGACUAAAAGAAGAAAUGUCAGACAUGUAUGUUUAUAGGAAUUAACAUUUUAAGGGCCUUAUCUUUUAAAAAAAUAAUAGAGAUAGGAAGAUAAGAGAAAGUGAGUGAAAGAGAAAGGGAAGUAACAGUGGCUAAGGCUGGGGGGAAUAAAACACAAGCUCAGGGUGUGUACAGCAGGACCAAGAGUAGGGCAAAGAGAAAGGAAUGAGGAAAAUGGAGAAGGUGAUAAAAAGAUAAUGAAGAAUGUCUGUAUGCAAUGGAACAAUAGAUGCAUUUAAAAUAAAUAUCUUUAGACAUUUAAAAAAUUAAGCAUAGUGAAAAGAGCUUGGAUUUGAAAGGAGAUCUUUAAGGUGCUACUAGGGCUACGUGAGUUGUAGACGGGAGGGUACAGAAUAAGGCAUUUUACUAGUGUGCAUUUGAGUUAGUACAGUCAGACGUAGCCCACCUUUGUAAAGGGCUGUUUUGUAUGUUUUAUCUGAUUUUUAUUUUUAAAGUCUUCAGUGCUACUAAAGUUGGUGCUCUACAGUGAAAGCACCUCAACAGUGUGAGCUGCUGUUAAUUUUAAGAGAAGUACAGUUGACCCUUGAACAAGACAAGUUUGAACUAUGCAGAUCCACUUACAUGUGGAUUUUUUGGUAAAUGCAAUACAUUGUUGCAAAUGUAUUUUCCUUAAGAUUUUUUCUUAUAACAUUUUUUUCUCUAACAUUAUUAUAAGAAUACAGUAUAUAAUAUAUACAAAAUAUGUGCUGAUUGUUUAUGUUAUGGAUAAGGCUUCCAGUCAAGAGUAGGCUAUUAAUACUUAAGUUUGGGAGGAGUAUACAAGGAUUUUUGACUGUAAGGGUCAGUACCCUUGACCCCUGCAUUGUUCAAAGGUCAACUGUAAUUUAUUACUCCAUUCCUUAAAUUUUUAUAUUAACAUGAUAGGUCUCAUAAAAUAAAAGUUUAUUAUUCUCAAGGAAAAAGUAAAUUCAAAUGAAUUAUGUCACACACAUACACAUUGCACAUACAGAGUUCCGAGUACUUCUGAAAUGAAUUCAGUAGAUUAUGCUUGUAUAUAUGUGAUUCAUUGUGUAAGUGUGCUUGACCAUUGUAUAUUUCUGGAGGUGAAGUUCCAGAAUUGAUCAGUGCAGACCUUGCUAUCUGUGUUGUCUUCAUUUCUUUUUCUGUCUUUUUUUGUUUGAUAAAAGUUACUUAAGAAAAUGUAUUUAGCUAUUUGUUUGACUCAAAUUAAGUAGCGUGUUGGAAUUUUGUCUGGCAAAUUAAACAAAAACAAAUAAAAUACCACAAAACAUU